AUGCUCCCUCCACCGGGCUUAGAGCCCUCACUCUCCUCCCUCCUCGAAAAUGCCACACCCACAAGCAUCCUCUCCUCUACGAUAGCAACACUCUCCUCCAUCCUCCCUAUAGGCGUUGAUAUGCCUUCCCCCACCAGCAUCGCUGCGUUCGCAUCAGCGACCGCCACCGCCCUCUCAGACUCCAUAUCCUUCGAAGACAAGCCUAAACCACCUCCCGACAACGGCGAAUGCAGCCUUCUAGGUCCCUUUGCAAUACUCGUACAAGCCGCGUUGGGAUGCCUGGCAUUACUGGCACUGGUGUACAAGAGAUGGAGAGAACGGCCUCAACGACCCCUCAAGAUCUGGUCCUUUGAUGUCUCGAAACAGGUCGUCGGCAGCGUGCUGGUGCAUAUUUCGAAUCUACUCAUGAGCAUGAUGUCUUCUGGGCAGUUCAGUAUUAAAGUCGAUGCGACGAGCGUUGCCCAUAGACGGAUGGUGGAUGAGAAUGGGAAAUACAGGCCAAAUCCAUGUUCGUUCUAUUUGCUGAACUUAGCGAUCGAUACUACGAUAGGGAUACCGAUCCUUAUUGUCCUCUUGAGAAUCCUCACAGCUCUUUUCGCCAUGACGCCCCUAGGCAACCCCCGCGAAUCAAUAGAAUCAGGCAACUACGGCUCACCCCCGCGGGCCUGGUGGUGGUGCAAGCAAUCCAUCAUCUACUUUAUAGGACUUAUGGGCAUGAAGAUUUGCGUCCUAAUCAUCUUUCUUGUACUGCCAUGGAUAUCACGCAUUGGAGAUUGGGCACUACGCUGGACGGAAGGAGACGAGGCGCUGCAAGUUAUCUUCGUGAUGCUGGUAUUCCCCGUCAUCAUGAACGCGACGCAGUAUUAUAUCAUUGAUUCGUUUAUCAAGAAGCAGGGUCAGGAGCAAGGGCAUGAGAGGAUUCCGGAGGACGAUACGGAUAGUGAGAGGGAUGGAGAGAUGGAUGACGAGGAGGUACAUUCGGAUGAAGAGGAUCCCGAGGUGUUGGCAAAGGCAAACAAAGCCAACAAGGACUCAGUCACUACGAAGACAUCGAGCGAAAGUGGAACCAAGAAGCCUCGCAGACUGCAAACGGGGAGCAAAGACUACGAUCCUCAGUAUGACGGCGAGAACAGUCCCACAGUAGUGGGAAGUGCUAGCACCACCGAGCGAGACAGACUCGUGCGGAAGGAGAGUGGUGAUGAGGACACAACAUCCAACAAGUAG
Messenger RNA from Lachnellula hyalina, 1224 nucleotides. RefSeq names its product Vacuolar membrane protein (gene YPL162C). The record is from RefSeq and is a predicted model, not a curated record. Lineage: Eukaryota; Fungi; Ascomycota; Leotiomycetes; Helotiales; Lachnaceae. Gene Ontology annotation, cellular component: membrane. The coding region runs from base 1 to 1224 and encodes 407 amino acids. The transcript is spliced from 2 exons.